Molecule: messenger RNA, 1578 nt
Organism: Cynara cardunculus var. scolymus (artichoke)
Lineage: Eukaryota; Viridiplantae; Streptophyta; Magnoliopsida; Asterales; Asteraceae
Product: isoflavone 2'-hydroxylase-like
Exons: 2
Coding region: 1-1518 (505 amino acids)
Molecular function (GO): heme binding; oxidoreductase activity, acting on paired donors, with incorporation or reduction of molecular oxygen; iron ion binding
Source: RefSeq, a predicted model, not a curated record
AUGGAUGUCCUCUAUCUUUACAUCGUCUACCUCGCAUUACUUAUAGCUUCGUAUAUAUUUGCAACACAUUUGCGUUCGAAAAUCUCGAACCUCCCACCAACUGUGUUCCCAACCCUCCCGAUAAUCGGCCACCUCUACCUUUUCAAAUCUCCGCUCUAUCGAACCUUUGCCAAAAUCUCUGCCAGAUAUGGCCCGAUCAUCAUUCUCCAUUUUGGGUUUCGUCGUGUUCUCUUAGUCUCCUCCCCUUCUGCAGUUGAAGAAUGCUUCACCAAGAAUGACUUAGUCUUUGCUAAUCGUCCUAAAAUGCUCUACGGCAAGAUCAUUGGCAACAACUACACUAGCAUGAGUUGGGCAUCUUAUAGUGACCAUUGGCGCAACCUCCGCCGCAUCGCCUCUACUGAACUCUUAUCUCUUCAUCACCUCAACGAGCUCCAUGCAAUACGAGAGGAGGAAGGUGGGGUCAUGAUUCAUAACCUGUUGUUGACAAGUUCUUCCCCGGUGAAUAUGAAGUCGGUUUUCUAUGAGCUGACGUUGAAUGUGAUGAUGAGGAUGAUCUCUGGGAAGAGGUAUUUCAGUGGCGAUAUUGCAGAUGUGGAUGAAGAAGGGAAACGGUUCAAGAAGCUACUCGAGGAGAUGUUUUUGUCUUCAGGUGCAUCGAAUUUGGCGGAUUACUUGCCGAAUUUGAGCUGGUUGGGAGUAAAGGGAUCGGAGAAGAAGCUAAUUGCUUUGCAGGAAAACAUAAAUGUGUUCUUUCAAGGAUUAAUCAACCAACUUAAGCAAGUGAAAGGAGGUGAAGUAGAAAAUCAAAAGAAGACGAUGAUUGAAGUUCUGUUAUCGUUACAACGAUUACAUCCUGAAUACUACAAUGAUGAAAUGAUUAAAAGCUUUGUGAUGGUUCUACUAUCAGCUGGUACUGAAACUUCUUCUGGAACCAUGGAAUGGGGUUUAUCUCUUCUGCUAAAUAACCCACAAGUCAUAGAAAAGGCACGCAAUGAGAUUGACCUUCAUGUUGGCAAACAUCGCUUUAUCCAAGAAUCAGACAUAGCAGAUUUACCUUACCUACGUUGCAUCCUGAACGAGACAUUACGACUGUACCCAGCAGCCCCAUUAUUACUUCCUCACGAGUCAUCGGAGGAUUCCCUUGUCGGCGGCUAUCACAUCCCCCGUGGGACAAUGCUUCUCGUCAACCAGUGGGCCAUAAAUCAGGACCCCAAGCUAUGGACUGACCCUGAAAGGUUCAACCCAGAAAGGUUUGAAGGGGUAGAAGACACAAGAGAUAAUGGGUUCAAGUUAAUCCCGUUUGGGUCUGGUAGGAGGAGUUGUCCUGGAGAAGGGUUGGCAUUGCGUAUGGUUGGGUUGACUUUAGGGUUACUCAUCCAGUGCUUUGAGUGGGAAAGGAUUAGUGGAGAUAUGGUUGACAUGAUUGAAGGUCCUGGGCUGACCAUCCCCAAGGCUAAACCAUUGUUAGCCAAGUGUACACCUCGUCCCGUGAUGCAGAAUGUACUCUCCCAGCUAUGACUCCAUCAUCAUCCCUUCUCCCUCAUCGCAACAACUUCCACACUUUGCAGAAAAUAGAAU